Molecule: messenger RNA, 2270 nt
Organism: Talpa occidentalis (Iberian mole)
Lineage: Eukaryota; Metazoa; Chordata; Mammalia; Eulipotyphla; Talpidae
Gene: TFDP1
Product: transcription factor Dp-1
Exons: 12
Coding region: 85-1317 (410 amino acids)
Biological process (GO): regulation of cell cycle; regulation of transcription by RNA polymerase II
Cellular component (GO): transcription regulator complex; nucleus
Molecular function (GO): DNA-binding transcription factor activity, RNA polymerase II-specific; RNA polymerase II transcription regulatory region sequence-specific DNA binding
Source: RefSeq, a predicted model, not a curated record
UCACGCCGCCGACGCUCGCUCGCAGGGAGAGCCCCGUCUUCUCGGGCGGCGCGCCCGGCGCACGGACUCCGCGGACCGGGUAACAUGGCAAAAGAUGCCGGCCUGAUUGAAGCCAACGGGGAACUCAAAGUCUUCAUCGACCAGAACCUCAGUCCCGGGAAAGGUGUGGUGUCCCUGGUGGCCGUGCACCCCUCGUCCGUGAACGCGCUGGGGAAGCAGCUCCUGCCCAAGACGUUCGGACACCCCAACGUCAACAUCGCGCAGCAAGUGGUGAUUGGCACGCCCCAGAGGCCCACGGCGCCUGAUACACUCGUGGUAGGAAGCCCACACACCCCCAACACCCACUUCGUGUCCCAGAACCAGCCUGCAGACCCCUCGCCGUGGUCAGCUGGGAAGCGCAACCGGAAGGGCGAGAAGAACGGGAAAGGCCUGCGGCACUUCUCCAUGAAGGUCUGUGAGAAGGUGCAGCGCAAGGGCACCACCUCUUAUAACGAGGUGGCUGACGAGCUGGUGGCUGAGUUCAGCGCCGCCGACAGCCACAUCCUGCCCAACGAGUCGGCCUACGACCAGAAGAAUAUCCGCCGGCGGGUCUACGACGCCCUCAACGUGCUCAUGGCCAUGAACAUCAUCUCCAAGGAGAAGAAGGAGAUCAAGUGGAUCGGCCUGCCCACCAACUCUGCGCAGGAGUGCCAGAACCUGGAGGUAGAGAGGCAGAGGAGGCUCGAGAGGAUAAAACAGAAGCAGUCUCAACUCCAAGAGCUUAUUCUUCAGCAAAUCGCCUUCAAGAACCUGGUGCAGAGGAACCGGCAGACGGAGCAGCAGGCCAGCCGGCCGCCGCCGCCCAACUCCGUCAUCCACCUGCCUUUCAUCAUCGUCAACACGAGCAAGAAGACGGUCAUCGACUGCAGCAUCUCCAACGACAAGUUCGAGUACCUGUUCAACUUUGACAACACCUUCGAGAUCCACGACGACAUCGAGGUGCUGAAGCGCAUGGGCAUGGCCUGCGGGCUGGAGUCCGGCAGCUGCUCCGCCGAGGACCUGAAGACCGCCCGGAGCCUGGUGCCCAAGGCGCUGGAGCCCUACGUGACCGAGAUGGCUCAGGGGCCUGUCGGCAGCGUGUUCCUCCCCUCGUCGGCGUCCACGGCUAAUGGAACGAGGCUCUCGGCCAGCGACCUGACCAACGGCGUGGACGGGAUGCUGGCCACUAGCUCCAGCGGCUCCCAGUACAGCGGGUCCCGGGUGGAAACCCCCGUGUCCUAUGUAGGGGAGGACGAGGAGGACGAGGAGGACUUCAACGAGAAUGAUGAAGAGGACUGAGCCCGUUUCCGGGGAGCACCUCAGGGGGGCCUGUCUCCGGGGAAGCACCUCAGGAAGGCGUUGAGCUGCGCGAGGGUCGGCGCAGCCCGGACACCUGUGGACGCCAGCCGCCGGCAGGCCCGUAGUUGCUCUGUAGGGUUCUGUGUGUUCAUCCGCUAUUUUUUAAGAAUUUCAGUUCGUUUUUGCCCUUCCUCAAUUCUUGCUGAGUUUGCUGAAGAAGCUGGACUCCUCUGGGCCCCGGACCCAGCCGGCGCAAGUCUGGCCGGGCGCCCACUGGCAGGCCUGGCCCUCCCGCGGCGGCAGGGAGCCGGGAGCCGGCAGAGCCUGCUCUCACAGCGCUGAGCAGCAUAAAUUUUAUUAUGGCUGCUCCCCUAAACCACGGACCACAUGAUUCCAUCAGCUUUACGCUUUCUCAGCGCUCGCAGCGCCCGGCCGCGUCGUCCGUCUGUCUCUGGUUUGGUGGAGUUGGCCGCGGCGGCCGCAGCUGCAGACCGUCUGGAACGCUUGGAAUGGUUGUUGCUUUUGGUAAAAUUUGCCUGAUUUCUUACAGGCAGCAUUUGGAAACUUUUUAUUAUAUAGUUGUUUACAUAUAAGCCUAUCAUUUAAAGACACAUACGGAAACAAGCGUCUUUGUUUCGUAAGCAUCUUCCUGUAAUCUAUUAUAAAGUUGAAAUUAAAUAUAGAGAAUGUUUUAACAGUUUUUUAACUCAAAAUUUGUCAAUCAUUUUUAAUAGUUCUUUUUUUACAAAAAGAAGAGGAAUUUCUGGACCGGCGGUGGCCUCUCUCCCGGAAUCGGCCGCAGCAGCCGUGGCCGCUCCGCUGCCUGCUCCGAAGAAGUCUUUUUAUUGAAACACAAAUAAACUUUUCUGUAAUAUUUUAUGGAAUAUAAAGAGACUUUAAUUGUUUGACUUGUUUAACUUGGCACUGUUAGUUUUUAUUAAUAAAACGCGCAU